This is a messenger RNA of Oppia nitens, 1608 nucleotides long. RefSeq lists its product as uncharacterized. The transcript has a single exon. The record is from RefSeq and is a predicted model, not a curated record. Lineage: Eukaryota; Metazoa; Arthropoda; Arachnida; Sarcoptiformes; Oppiidae. The coding region runs from base 1 to 1608 and encodes 535 amino acids.
AUGAACUCAAAUAAAAUAAAAAAUGAAAUCAAUAUAUUACUGUUGGGUGAGACAGGUGUGGGAAAGACUACAUUCAUCAACGCUUUUGCCAAUUAUUUGAACAGCGAUUCACUGGAACAGGCAGUCAAUAGUAGACCCCUGUGUCUUAUACCGACUCAGUUUGUUAUCACUGAUGCCGACUAUCAGUUACGAAACGUGUCGUAUGGUGACGAUAAUAAUGAAAAUUUUGACAGUCCAGGACAGUCAACCACACAACAGUGUCGAGCAUAUUGUUUCCGAUACGAAAACGAUGACCACCAGAUACUGGUACGACUCAUAGACACACCCGGUGUGGGCGAUACGCGCGGCACCGAUCAGGACAAGUAUAACUUGGAUCAUGUCCUGCAGUUCAUCAGUCAGUACGAGUGGUUGCAUCUGAUUUGUAUACUAAUGAAACCCGAUAUGGUUAGACUGACCGAAACAUUUCAGUAUUGUCUAAAACAAUUGCUUAGUUAUCUUCAAAAGGAUGCAAGCAAUAACAUGGUGUUUGUCUUUACCAACACACGACCUACGUUUUAUCGACCGAAAAACACACCGGCGCUACUCAAACAAGUAUUGGACGAAUUGGAAACACAGACACCAGGUGUUAGGAUACCACUGGACAAACAGACCAUGUAUUGUGUGGAUAACGACUCGUUUCAGUAUUUGAUAGCCGUUCGGGACGGUGUCGAGUUUGAGGCCGAUUUGUUGGACAACUAUGAGCUCAGUUGGCAGCGUUCGGUUGACGAGUGUAAACGUCUACUGAACUAUGUGACUGUUGGACAGUCACGCAAACCGCUACCACCGCAUCGCAUUCAGAACACACUGUCCAUCAAUGAAACCCGACGGCUGAUACUGGCCCUAAGCGAACCAUUAGUUAAGGUGAGCGACGAUAUUUGCGACUAUCUCAACGAAUUGAAUCAAUUGCGAGCACAAGUAGCCGAUUGUCAGGAAGAUAUCGAUAACAUACUGACCAAACUCAGGCAUGUUGACCGACAGGAGCCGACGGGUUUUUUCGGACGACUAUUUGGUAGCAAAAAUAGAGCCGAUAAGGAAAAAGAUAAACUACUGGAACUGUUAUCGGAGACUACCGAUAGUCAGAAAACCAAAGAGAACUCCAUUAUUCAUAUCGAUUGUUUGAUACAUGUGCUCAAACAGGAAGAGGACACUAUUAUGCAAUCGAUGGCCAAAUUUGCAUUGUUUCUCAAACGUAAUGCCAUUACAGUGUGGAACGACUCGUGCGACGACUACAUAAGCAAACAGAAAAGUAUUGUCCAAACAUCGAGCAAAUCGAUGGAAACCAUUAGACAGGAACUGGACAAAUGGCAGGCCAUAUAUGAGAGGUAUGGUAUGGAACGUAAACUAUUAGAAAAAGCUAUCGAUUUGGGCGAACUGGAAGGCAUAGAGAUAUCAGUGGAAAAUGUGGCCAAUUUGAUACCAGCCCUCUAUGAACUAAAAUAUACUGGCGAUGAAAUACGCGAACAGCACCGUAAAUAUAUGGCACACAAUGAACUGGCAAUAAAACGUGAACUGAUUUACGUAAUUGAACCAAAUGAGUCCAGGUCGUUUUUUAUGGCUAUUAAAUUUUAA